Messenger RNA from Oldenlandia corymbosa var. corymbosa, 2133 nucleotides. The record is from the annotation of a GenBank genome assembly. Lineage: Eukaryota; Viridiplantae; Streptophyta; Magnoliopsida; Gentianales; Rubiaceae.
AUUCCCCUGCACAUAAUUCCAAGAGGAUUUUAUAACAUCAUAAUCCAACAAAAACAUGUCUAAGAAAACUCCACCCACCAACAAGUGUAAGAAACUCCCAAACAAAUCCGACCCGCAGGGAUCCCCUUUCGUCAGUAUCCGGCUUUAAUAUAUUAUUUGUAGCCAUAGGUGCCAUCAUCAUAUACUGUACGAAAUAUUGGGUAUUGAAAAUAUCGCAUUUCAGCAACAAAGGAAGAUGAAACUUUUCUAAGUCAAAAAAAAUCAGCAGUUCCUCUGUUUUUAUAGUUUCUUCCUCCCCUGGAACAUUGCCCUAUUUGCACUGUAAAACAUGAUUUUCCAUCUUUCACUCAACACCAUCUCAAAUGGCAUCAGCAAUCCUGAUCUGUUUUCUUAUGCUCUUUGUGGGCUUGCCUUAAUCUGGUUUGCUGUCAUUUUUACGAGGAAGUCAACCAAAGGGAUGCCACCAUUGCCACCAGGUCCUAAAGCUUUGCCCCUUGUUGGAAAUCUGCUGUCACUUGAUCCCGAGCUUCAUACCUAUUUUACAAACCUAUCCAAAUCUUAUGGUCCAAUCCUAACUCUCUGGCUUGGUAAAAAAGUUGGGAUUGUGAUUAGUUCUCCUUCACUUACUAAGGAGGUGCUCAAGGAUCAAGACACGAUUUUUGCCAACCGGGAUGUUCCGGCUGCUGGCCGGGAAGCCACCUACGGUGGCGCUGACAUUGUUUGGAAUCCAUACGGCCCGGAAUGGAGGAUGUUGAGAAGAGUUUGCGUGAGGGAAAUGCUUAGCAAUGCUACUUUAGACUCUGUUUAUGCCCUGAGGCGGAGGGAGCUCCGGCAGACGAUUAAUUACUUCUACAGCCAGUCCGGGAAGCCGGUUAAUAUCGGAGAACAGAUGUUUUUAACGGUUCUAAAUGUUAUUACCAAUAUGCUGUGGGGAGGCACGGUAAAGGGAGACGAAAGGUCGAGUCUUGGUGCAGAAUUCAGGCAUGUAAUUAAUGAGAUUACUCAAUGUUUAGGGAUGCCUAAUGUAUCGGAUUUUUACCCUGGUUUGGCGAGAUUUGAUCUGCAAGGAAUUCAGAAAAAGACCAAGAUGUUAACGGGGAAGUUUGAUAAGAUAUUUGAGAGGCUGAUCGAGCAGAGGAUGAAGGAAGUUGGUGGUGAUGUUAAAGAAAGCAAGGAUUUCCUGCAGUUCCUGCUCAAGUUGAAAGAUGAAGGAGAUGGGAAAACUCAAUUUACCCUGACUCAUAUCAAGGCCUUACUCAUGGAUAUGGUAGUGGGUGGAACUGAGACAACCUCAAACACAGUCGAAUUCGCAAUGGCAGAGAUGAUGCACAACUCUGAAACCUUAACCAAAGUUCAGCAAGAACUCGAAACAGUUGUGGGCAAAGAUAGAAUCGUAGAAGAAUCCGACAUUCACAAAUUACCAUACUUAUACGCUGUUAUGAAAGAAACACUGAGGCUUCAUCCUGCACUUCCCCUUUUAGUCCCUCACUGCCCAAGUGAAUCCUGCAUUGUUGGAGGAUACACAAUCCCAAAAGGCGCUCGGGUUUUUGUAAACGUUUGGGCGGUACACAGGGAUCCUUCCAUUUGGGAGAACCCGUUGGAGUUUCGUCCUGAGAGAUUCUUGAAUGACAAACUGGAUUACAGUGGAAAUGAUUUCAAUUAUUUCCCGUUUGGUUCGGGCAGAAGAAUCUGCGCUGGAACAGCAAUGGCGGAGAGGAUGUUCAUGUUUUCGCUGGCUUCGUUGAUUCAUUCGUUUGACUGGAAGGUGCCUGAUGGAGAAACUUUGGAUGUGGAAGAGAAGUUUGGUAUUGUGUUGAAGAAGAGAAAUGCUUUGGUUGCCAUUCCAACCCCAAGAUUAUCAAAUGUAUCUCUGUAUGAUGAGUAAAACUAACACAGUUGAAGGAAUGUCUUGGUAAAACGGAUGUAAUUUCAUUCAAGUUUAUUUUGGAACCCAAACUUGAAAUCUUGACUGUUUUCGAGAUGCUAAUAUGUCAAUUUUGAUACGAUGAAAAAGAAAAGAUAGCAGCCAAGUUCAGAGAUAAAUGGUCUGGUCAAUCACUUAAUUUGAAGCUUAAUAAUUGAUCUUGAAUGAGAUAAACAAAGCCGCCUGAUUGUCACACAAUUAUAUUGUAA